AUGACAAUCCUUGCCACUUCCAGACUGCACAUCGAAGGCGACUUUCACGGAUAUGGAUCUCUUGACAAAAGUCCUCCCGGAGCACUUGAGACGCUGAAUCGAUUGAUCCAGAAUAAUCACGAUGAGUUCGACAUGUUCUGGAGGCCAGACGCUGGCCACAACCAUACUGCACACUCCCUGCUGAGCGUGUACGCACUUGGCGGUAGCUCCGCUGACCUAGAACGAGCAUAUCGGGACGAUGACCCGCACCAAGUACCGAUUGGCGCAGUGGACCACUCUGUUGUCGCAUCUCUCAAAGACCCUCGGAUAUUCAUACACCGUAUGCAACGGCUAGAUCAAUACUCUAAUUAUUUGCGCUUCUUUGAAGAGAGAAUCGAAGCCAGAGGCUGGAAGGCUGUAGUCGUGGAAUAUCUCUUCAGUCGCUCUGACGUGGCGGAAGCAAUGCUGGGUCAGCUAUUCGAAGGCGCUUAUCAUCCACUCAUUCAAUUGGGGUUCGGAAUCGAAUUCGAGUUACCUGGACUUGUGGCCGAAGGGCUCGCCCACUGUGCCGCACACGAUGCCGCGAACAUUAUUCCGUUCUUCCAGAAGGCAGAGAAACUGGCAAAAUCAGGAUCAGUCGCACCCGCGCCGCUUGUUGAGCUCUAUAAGGAGGUGCGCGAUACCGAAAAAAUUCGACUGGCAGCAAAGAUGACGCAAGGACCUGUCCGUGUUCGUGACGGUGUGAUGGGCGAAGCGCAAGACGACAUCGCGGCAGUAGCAGCCAAGUUCCAAGUUGGCCCUGAUGGACUGAAACAAGCAAUCAUUGAGACGACGAGUUGCGCAGCCUACAGCUGUGGUGGUGCUCAGAGGCCUGGAAAGGUCGCCAAGGUGGACUUCUUCUUCAUGCAUAUGGUGACGAGCUCCAUCUUUUUGAGUAUUCUUGCGCGACAAGACUGGCUUGAGACGGAAGAUAAGAUCAGACUUGUGGAAUGGAAAGGCCGCCUAGACUUGGUGUGGUAUGCCGCAAGUUCAGCUCCAGCGUUGGACAGGAAGUGGCUUGAACAGUACCAGCCUACUUUGAGCGCGGGCAUGGACUGGCGAGCUCUGUAUCGUGCAGUCACCGUAGAGCCUGAUGACGGCCAUCUGGCCAAGAUUGUCCGGUCCUUGAAAUGGGCUGAGGAGGAGGCAAAGGGCGUGGAGACCUCAGAAACGAUCCCUGUUGCGGGAUCUGGAUGGUUCAAAUUGGCACAGAUGGCUUACGACUCGACCGCCCAUCUUCCGAUUCCCGCCAAAUGGAUCAUGGGCGCUGGUUACGAUUUCUUGUGGACGCGAGUCGACUCAUUGCCAGCAUAUUAGCUAAGGGCAGAUGGAAUUUGUGAGAAAUGGGUUUCCAAGAUGAAGUUUGAUGAACAUGACGAAGC
This is a messenger RNA of Cercospora beticola, 1400 nucleotides long. Its product is annotated as questin oxidase family protein. The record is from RefSeq and is a predicted model, not a curated record. NCBI's taxonomy places the organism in Eukaryota, Fungi, Ascomycota, Dothideomycetes, Mycosphaerellales, Mycosphaerellaceae. Gene Ontology annotation, molecular function: oxidoreductase activity.